AUGCUGCCCCAUGGCGACGACAGCAUGCUCCCGCACACCCCUCCCCCCAGGUCGCCCGCCGUGCCCCAUGUGUCGAGUGCCUCGAAUCUCUCCCACCCGUCCACGGUCUCGUCCCGCGCCCACACGCCCCAACACCUGCCCGUGACCGUCACUCCUUCUGCUGCCCUCGGCCCGCCUGUAGACGCUCUGCCCGCCUCGUUGCCACCCACCGCCUCGUCGCCCACCGCCUCGCCUGCCCCCAGGUCGCCGCCGCCGUCCCUGCGCUCCCGCAAGCACGACCACCCCGCUGCGACCAUGAGCACGGCAACACGGCCGGGCGCGCACGACCACGGCGGCAUUCACCAGCACAGUGGCAUUCACCAGCACAGUGGCAAUCACCAGCACAGUGGCAUUCACCAGCAAAGUGGCAUUCACCAGCAAAGUGACACUCGCCACCACAAUGGAAAUCACCAGCAAAGUGACACUCGCCACCACAAUGGAAAUCACCAGCAAAGUGACACUCGCCACCACAAUGGAAAUCACCAGCAAAGUGACACUCGCCACCACAAUGGAAAUCACCAGCAAAGUGACACUCGCCACCACAAUGGAAAUCACCAGCAAAGUGACACUCGCCACCACAAUGGAAAUCACCAGCAAAGUGACACUCGCCACCACAAUGGAAAUCACCAGCAAAGUGACACUCGCCACCACAAUGGAAAUCACCACCACAACGACACCCACCACCACAAUGAUACCCACCACAACGACACCCACCACCACAAUGAUACCCACCACAAUGACAUCCACCACCACAUCCCCCCGCAGCGCCCACACGUCUCCUCGUCCCUAUCUGCCCCCGCCGGCCGCCUGCCGCGCCUGCUCCCCGCCGACCUCUCCUCCUACAGCGACCCCCUCGUCCCCACCGCCGCCAUUCCCACCUCGGCCACCUCGCUCGCCGAGCUCGCCCAUCUGAUCCGCCUCCAGGGCUACCAGGAGCAGCGCAAGGCCCACUCGCGUAUCCGCCUGCACCGCUGGCUGGUCUCGAGCGCCCUCUCCGCCCGCCUGGUCCACUGCGGCGAGCUGGCCUACCGCACCCUCGUCGACAACUUCCGCUCCGACGACAAGAAGAGCUUUGCCUCGCUGUACAACGCCCUCAACGACGUGCGCAACUCGUGCGACGCCACCCGCCAGUACGCCCUCUUGGAGCCCGACCUGGAGUUGGCAAAGGCCAAGAGCACCCCCAAGUCCGACACCCCCGCCCUCUCCUUUUCUACCUUCCUCCAUCAUGUCCCCUCCAAGAUCUUGGACCAUCUCCUCGAUUUCAUCUCCGAAGUCCGCACCAAUCCAGACUUCCUCGCCGCCAGGAUCGCGAGCCUGUCCCAGCAAGAACUGGCUUCUCUUUCGUCUUUUCGUCAAGCCCUGGAUCCGGUGGAGUCGGUCAUUGCCAUCACCGGCGCGCGUGCGAAGAACCCUGCUGCCGGCAAGCCUGCCAUGACUGGUCCCAGCCCUGUGGAGCGCCUCUUCUCCUUCCAGCGACACGACCCCUUGGCCGCACUCGUCUACACCAUCUUCGCCAACUCGUCCGGUCCAGACUCCGCCGAGGACCUGCGCCGGACCGAUGUCUGGGCCACUACGUGCGCCAAGAUGAUCAAGGAGAACAAGGCCGGAACCGACAGGUUCGUCAAGACCGUCCUCGACGUUUGGGCCGGUAUGCGCGAGUGGCCCGGGAAAACCAACCUGGAGCUCUACCUGAUGCACGUCCUGCAGGACGGCCAGUUUCUGCUGGAAAAGGCAGAGGACCAGCCCACACGACAAGGCCAGCCGGCACCGCGGAGCACAAAGGACACCAUCGCCGCGGACGAAUUCUUUGACAGAGCCGUCAAGCGCCUGUUCGAGGUCGUGGACGACGAGCCGAGCGCCGGAGGCAUCCCAGAAGGUAUCUUGGAAAUAGGAAAUGCCAUCCUCCGCAAGCUAGACGACGAGCGCGGAAUCCGCAGGAAGGCCCAGAGCUUCUUCGUGUCCCGCUGGCUGUUCACCACCUACCUGAUGAACGCCAUCAUCCAUCCCGAGACCCACGGGAUCAUGAUCCAGCACCACAUCAGCGAACACGCACGCCAGAAAAUCCUCAAGGAGAUCGCAGUCCGCGCACAGAAGCACGUCCUGGACCUGACCUACAAUUGGAAGCAACAAGUGCCUGUUCUUCCCGAGAUCCGCGCUCACAUUGAGAGCAUAAUAGCCAGGUUCAAGCACACCAAGACCUACGCCAAGCCGAUCCUGCUCCCGGCCAAGGCCAUCACCUCGCCACGCGAGACGGUCGAAGUACAGCCUUUCAUCGUGCUCUGCCCGUCAGACAUCAUCACCCUCGUCAACACGCUCUUCCCCGAGCGACGCCCCUCGUCCAGCCACCUGAACAAGGACGCCGAACGCCGAGGCGGGAUCGCAUCGUCUGCCUCGUCCAUGUCUGGCGUAUCCAUGCCGUUUCGCAGCGCCUCCGCAACCGCAACGGAUGCAAGCUCGGUCCUGAGUGCGAGUGCCUCCUCCAUGACCAGCGACACUACGUCUAGGGAGCCUCUGCUGGACACGGGUAACAUGGACCCCAACGUGCCGCUCGGCGAAGCCUACGCCGAGUCUACCAUCACCUCCAGCGAGAGCUACGGCCGACACCUGAGGAUGGCGUGCUCUGAGAUGUCGCGAAUCCUGGGCGUCGACGCCACCUCUGGCUCCUGCCAUCCCUGCAAGGAGCGGUGGGCGGUGCUGUACAUUUCUGCCGACGGCAAGCAACUGAAGCACCGCAUGCGAAAAGACUCGGACGAUGAGGAUGAGCACGACGAGGACUCGCACGAUACGGACAGCAGCGACGAUGAGGGCUCAGGCGCGAUCGAUCUUGAAAACGACUACCACCAGCUGAAGGAGGCCAUUGCUAAGCUAGUCGAAGAGUACGAGAUACCAAAAGAGCUGGCUCCCGACAGUGAGUCCAAGAGCUUCAGCAACCGCAUGACAACGCGGAAAGGAGGAAGGGGCCGAGGUCUGGGUCGAGUCGCGAGCGAGACGUUUGCAUCGCGCAACCCUUACCACCAGCCUCAACCGCAGACGCAGAGCCAGCUCACCAACCUCAUCGCAAGCCAACGCAAUGUGCCCGCACGCCACCGUUCGCCACAGCAUCCGAGGAGCAACAGCAACCCACAGAACCCGUCUGAAAGACAAGGGAACCACUCGGUUCUGGUCACCAUGCUCGAGUCGGCUAUGCUCCAGUGUCAGGCCCGCUCCGACUUUGUCAACGCGCUCAUGUACCACAAGACCCUGGCAAGCCUCCGAAGGCUCAGCUCUCCCACGCUCGUAAAGAACGGAUAUGCUGCGCUUCUCAACUACUUCUCGCGUGGUCCACGCGAUUCUCUGAGCAAAGCCGCAAACGCAAUCGAAGAGUUCGAAGCCUGGUUCGUCUGGCUGAAGCAAUCUCAAGAAAGGUCGGACGGUAUGAUCGAGGAGAUGAUGGCCGGCUUCAAGAACCUCCGAGACAAGAUGUGGUACAUCAGCGACGUCCGGGGCUCGAAGGAAUACGACGACGCCAAGAACGUCGCCCUGGCGCUCAAGAUCAUGGGCCAGCCUACCAAGUCGCUCGACGGCAAGCCUCUGCAGACCCCGCGGUCCCGCAACUAUUCCAAGUCGUCCUCGAACAACUUCGCGCUGCGGAACGAAGCUCAGCUCGUUGACGUCAUGGCUGCUUCGCAGGACUUUGGUGGUCCCAAUAAGCUGUCUGACGAACAGUCCGACAUCACGCUGAAGUGGAUCAAUCAGUACGGGAUCGAGAACUUCUGCAAGGGCGAAGAGCGCAUUCACCGCUUCUGUCUGGAGAUUGACAAGUGCGUCAACAAGAUCGUUGCUGAUAACCUGAUGGAAGGCCCUACUCUCUGGGCGAGCGAUCUGUACAAGCGCGACCAGCAGAUCCUCGAUAGCGGGCGGCAGAAGGGCGAUCUCUUCCUCACCGGCGUCGGCACUCUGUCUGUCGCUGGCGAUGAGGAGUACGAAACACACGGCCGACCCGGCUCGAGGAACCUCGACUUCGCGCAGCGCCCCAGCCACAGCAGCCUGCGCUCGGUGGCCAAUCGCAACGUUUCGGGUCACAGCUUCGAUCAGAGCCCUUGGGGCACCAGUCCCAUCGAGUCCCAAGACUACUUCGGCGCUUCCUCUCCCGUGCUGGCCAUCGACUCUGCUGCGACGUUCUGGUCGCCGUUCCAGACACAAGCUCAGUCACCGACCAGCGCCGCCAGCAUUCGCCCCCGAACAGCCUCUUCGUCCAAGGGCACCGUCAUGCUGAAGCAGUCGGCAAGCGUGAACGAGGAGAAGCGCCGCUUCUUGCUUGAACUGAAGCAGACGCUGACCGGCUUGCUUCUGAGCGACCUCGGGACCAUGGUCUUUGCCAACGGUAGCGAAACGGAUUCUUGGUUCAGCGGCGAUAUUCUGGAAGACUGCAUCCAGCGCAGAGACGAAGAGGAACGCAAGCGAAAGAAGCAGCUUGCGAAGAAGAAGAGCAUGAAGGGUCUGCGAAAGCACGCCCACGUCGAUCAGCGGAACGUGCCACUCGACACCCUCGGACGGACUGAGAGAGGCCAAGCUGCGCCGCCUGUCGCGACUUUCCAACAUGCCGCCGGCUCCGACGCCCAUCACUCCGCAGGCGAGCACUCUUCGACAUCGAGCGAUGCCACUUCACGCUCAGCUGGCAUCACGGCCGCGAAGAAGGCCGGUCUGCUCGAGUUCCCCUACAAUGUGGCGUUCCGGCGCCUGCUCAGCAAAUUCGCAACGCACCCAAACCCCUACUCCAAGCUACAUGCCCUCUACGAGCUGGAGCUUCUCAUUGUCGCUUCGCUGUCCUCUCGCUCUGGCCGCUCGUACAACAACCGCCGCGAUACCCUCCCCACGGUCCCACAGUCGCCCACCCUUGGCGCCGUUGCUGACUUCAGCUCGCGCGAGCCCGCGACCCAGCACUCCCGCGCUCAGAAUCUUGAAGAGGCCAUUGCGAACUGCGAAGAGCGCCGCUCCCACACCAUGACGGCCGAUCGCGGGCCUAACGCUUCACCGCUUCCUCACCGCAGCGGCGCUCGCUCUCCCGUUGGCCCGCCUAGCACCGACAUGAUUGUCGAAGUCAUCCAAGGCCUGCUCCGCGACGCAGACAUACGCCCAAAGUCUCUGUUCCGCGACCUGCAGUACAUUGCCUCGUUUGUGCCCGCGCAGAUGCUCGACAAGACGGAGCGCGGCAAGGCGUUUUGGGACGUUGGGCUCGCAGCGCUGGGGCUGAAGCAGGACGUCUGUCGGAUCAUGGUGGAGCUCGUGGACGAGGUCAUCAACGCGAGCAACUCGAACCGCUCCGCCGCCGUGUCGCAGAACACGACCUCGUCGGAAAAGAACAGCGCCGGCGUCCCAACCACCCACACGCCCGUUCCCGAGCCCGUCAGCCGCUACAACAUGGAAGAUGCAGCGCGCAUGCUGCUCAUCACCGCCAAAGAAGGCGACGCCGUGGCCGAGCGCGAACUCGCCAUCUUCUACCUCACGUCCCCCGAGCUCCUGCACCGCACCGUCCUACCCCUCACCAAGCCCAGCGACGUGUUCAAGACGGAGCUGCUCAACCGCGAGCGCAAAGCCAGCCAGGACCCAGCCCGCAGCGAUCCCAUGACCAUGUGUGUCGCCCAGCACUGGAUGGAGCAGAGCAUGAAGGGCGGCGACGGCCUGGCUGCAAAGUACCUUCGCCAGCGCUCCGAGCUGGAGAGUAUCCCCGGCCGCGCGUAG
Molecule: messenger RNA, 5760 nt
Organism: Ascochyta rabiei
Lineage: Eukaryota; Fungi; Ascomycota; Dothideomycetes; Pleosporales; Didymellaceae
Exons: 4
Coding region: 1-5760 (1919 amino acids)
Source: RefSeq, a predicted model, not a curated record